Molecule: messenger RNA, 1179 nt
Organism: Clunio marinus
Lineage: Eukaryota; Metazoa; Arthropoda; Insecta; Diptera; Chironomidae
Source: the annotation of a GenBank genome assembly
UAAAAAUUGUAACGAUUGAACACAGUUUUACAGCUUCGGAAGAUAAUUAAGGCACAUUGUGUGCCUCUGUUCCAUACAGAAUUCAUAUUGGAGAUAAAUGAAGAGAAAAAUUUAUAUCGAUUGUUCGUUUAGCUCACAAGGAGAAAAUUUAAAUCGAAGUGAAAAGUUGUACAUACAAUUGUACAUAGAAUUUUUAAUCAGAGCGGUACUAAGGUUAAAAAUAUUAAAAAUUCUUGCGUGACCGAUUUGAUAGCUAAAUGUUUUCGUCAAGGACAUUGCAAUAUUCUUGAAUUUUUUUUCCUUCACAAACUUAUCCGUUUUGUUGCUAUACUAAACUGAUUUGGAUUUGCGCAAGCCCUCCCUUAUCCAGUUUCUUUUUUUUUCGUCAUUUAUUACUCGACAAAAGAAAAUAAGGCUAAAAAUAACAUUCGAGUUCAGUAUUUUCGAUCGUGAUAGAUAUUUUUCAUAAACAAACGAUUUUGUUUUAUUUCGGAGAAGAAUAUUGAAGAUCAUACGAUGAUGCUCGUGAAAUAGUGAGAGAUAAGAGAAGACUUUUACUGUUUGAAUUGUUAAGUCGAGGUAUUCACGCGUUGUUUUUGGUCAUUUACUUUGGUGUCAUUGUGUAAUUAAUUUCAAAUAAACAUCAAAAAAAAUAAAUCAAAUCGAAAUAAAAUAUAAAGAAGAAAAUAAAAUGAAAUUUCUUGUAAUAUUUUUGGCAUUGGUGUAUCUUGUGAAUACUUCAGAAGGAUACAUGUGUUACGAAUGUAAUUCUCAAUAUGACAAGAACUGCUUUGAUUUCAACCCAAAUUUUAGCUACUUCAAAGCAGCACCAUGUGAUCCUGAAGGAAAUGGUUCAGAAACUUGCUACGCUGUGCAAAUCUCAGAUCGAAAAGUUCGUCGCAUGUAUCGCGGGUGUCAAAAAACUGGGAUAUGUGAAGACUAUGAAGAGCAGGAACGAGAAAACGUUCACUUCAAAAUGUUGUCAUGUGGCGAAUGUAAAGAAGCUUUCUGCAAUUCGAGUCCUGACACAAACGAACGAUUAAAAUCCGUUUUUAUUUUAAUGACAUUUUCAAUUUUCGUUUCAAUAUUUUUUAACUAAAGAAAACUGAAUAAACAUAAACGGCCAUGGUGGAAAGUAAAAUGUUCGUUUAUUACCUUUUACUGCUACUAGAACGUCUA